Molecule: messenger RNA, 2245 nt
Organism: Verruconis gallopava
Lineage: Eukaryota; Fungi; Ascomycota; Dothideomycetes; Venturiales; Sympoventuriaceae
Exons: 2
Coding region: 456-2003 (515 amino acids)
Source: RefSeq, a predicted model, not a curated record
CGCAGUUCCACACCAUCUUGCGCCCACAUAUCAAACAUCACACAUAUCCACGUACAUCUACUCGAACCAAACAAAGCUAGCCAUCUGUCGACUUUUCAAUUUUCCACCAGUGCAAACCGUCAAGUGCCAGCACACGCUUCAUUUCCACCCUCCGCAGAUCGCCAUCCAGCCUUACCAUCGUCCAAUCCCCCCGAAUUUGUGAUCAGAGAGGCCAAAAGACGAUACGAAACCACAAUCAGGGCCCCCAGAACCGGCAUUUUAUGCUUUCGACCCUCAGAAACUCAGCCGGGCUCCUAGCAUAACUCGGGCCAGAACAUGACGGCCUAGUCCUCCGAGUCGCAUGCCCAACCUUCUCGAGGCUGGGCCGCAAUCACGAGAGCGAACAACGACCUGAUCAAUCUCUGCCUAGGGCUACACGUCUGGGCCUCUUCACUUGCCCCUUUCCUGGAGGGCCAAUGGCAGGAACAUCGUUUUCAUCUGCUCUCACCAGCGCCACCGUUGCUUCUACCGUGCCGGCCAGUUUGGCGCAUUCUCUAGGGGACGCCACACAACCACCACGACACUUGGCUCCCUACGAGAGGGCCCUCGACACAAAAAUGAGACCGGACAGUGCCACUACGACGGCGACGACGACGACGGCCGCUGGGACGAAUGCUGCUGCCGCAAACGUGCAGGCGAGGAAGACCAAUAACGGUCUGGCCAUACGCACCUUCUCUCCCGUCAACAAGAAUGGCUGCUUCGAAUUUGAUCGCGUGCUCAAGUCUGGCAACGUCCUCAAGCGGACGCGCAAGACAAAGUCCUGGAAACCUAUACACAUGGUCCUGCGGCCCCUGACGCUUUCUCUCUAUGCCGACAGUGACGGCACAAAACUACGCCAUCAGAUCCCCUUGGCCGAUCUAACUGCCGUAGCCCGACAACGCGACCCCAAGAAGAAAGAGCGACACGUCUUCGCCCUCUUCACCCCCGAGCGAAACUACCAUAUUGAGGCCCCAAGCGAUGCAGAGGCUCGGUCAUGGGUUGAGACCAUCAGAUCACAGGCACGAAUUGGCGAGGAGGAGGACGAAUUCGUCGCUCUGCUGAGCCCCACGGUCGAGGCCGCACCUGGUGGCGCUGGUAUGGAUAGCGGCUUCUUUGGACCAGCAGUGUCCAACACGGCUGCAAGCCAUGUAACGGGAGAGACGAGCGCCUCGGACAUAGAAAGCCACGUACAGCCGUUGCGAAUGAAAAAGAGCAGGAGCAGAAACAAUCUAGGCACUACUCCCGAGACGGCGGAGGGCCCCUCCAAUACCCCGCGCAAGUCGAGCCUGGGCAUGCAGUAUCUGUCCGGCGCUGAGGCAGCCAGCUAUAGCGACUUCAGCGACACGGGAGGCGGAGGCGGGACGCUAGGGAGUGGUGUGUACCCGGAGUCGACGCUGUCGCUGCCGCAGCUGCAGAGCCAGGCGGAGCGCGAAGAGCGCGCAAGGAAGCUGGACGAGAUCUAUCGGCCGUCUGCCCAGCGGCGGCCCAGCACCGCUGCCACCGGUGGCACGACUUCUGGGGCGACGGCAGCCAUUCCAGACCGCCCGCCGGCACAGCGCAGCGCCUCGGGCCUCUCGACGUCGCGCGCUCAACAGGCCGCGCCCUCGGAGCGCGUCCUUCACAACAGCCCGCUGCUCCUGCUCAAAACACGGGCCGGCACGCGCCAGUGGAAGUCUGUUUGGGCGGUCCUGCGCAACACCUCGCUGGCGCUGUACAAGAACGAGGAGGAAUACCAGCCGCUGCACAUCAUCCCCUUCGAAAGCGUCGUCGAGGCGCUCGACAUCGAGGACCUCAGCAAGAGCAAGAGGCACUGCUUCAUGGUCGUCACGGAGGAGCGUCAGCUCAAAUUCUGUGCCAGAAGCGAAGAGGAGGUCGCCAAGUGGGUGGGCGGCUUCAAGGCGCUGCUUGCUAAGCGGAGGGAAGCAGAGAGGGGUCGCGACGGCGACGGAAACGUCCUGUCGUCCUCGCCCGUCGCCGUGCGGUGAAUCAUGCCCCUUCCUCCCCUCUCUCUUCCCAUGCUCGACGCCUUAGAAGGCCCAAGAAGGGCCGUCUGAUUGAAACUUUUUUUCUUCGACUCAGCCCCGGCUGGGAGACGGUGCGCUUUGGCUGCACGACGCGCUCUUGCAAACAUCGAAAAAAAAAGAGCGGCGAAACUUGUACACAUAUCAUUGUAAUCGACGAAUCUACAUAACGACAUUUGAAAUCAAAAGAAACAGUUGAGACAUUG